AUGUUCGCUCGUCUAUUCCGCAAGACGUCCAAACAUGCUCGCUUGCCUCAAAGUGACACCGAGAGCCUUGAUAACGAGACGCUUCUGCCAUCUUCAUCGACGACGUCACUGGCAUUGAAGCCCUCGCCCCGUCCUAACUUCGAGUACCAGGUGGCAUUGAAGACCCUCAUCGUUUGCAGUGUCGUAUACGUUAGCGCAGGGUUCUGGGUAGCGCAUAGUGUACGCAAAGCCGAGUUCGUCACUGAUGCAGACGACUUUUGCAUAAACCAUGUCUCCCAAUACUCGCCGGUAGUCAGGGACGUAGAACCAGGUUGGCACACCAAGCAGUUCAACGGGUCCUUUCUGCAUGAGACUGUCUAUCGGCAGUCAGCUGGACCAGAAGUGGAUGCUGCUUGGGAGGCGUUGGGUGUGGGAUUUCGAAGCGUCGUCAUCCCAGAGAGCGAGGCCGAGCGGUCCGGGAUACGACGCAAUCAGGUCAAGAUCAGCCAAGAAUAUGGCGGUGGGUUUCCGGCCAACGUUGAGGGGUUGCAUCAUUUGCACUGUCUGGAUCUUCUACGGAAGACCUUACACUGGAACUACGAUUACUACCUGGCGAAAGGCAAAGGCCCAUUCGUGAACUCCGAAUACAUCGUCCGGAUCCACGCCACCCACUGCCUGGAUAUGCUGCGGCAGGCACUGAUGUGCAACCCCGAUGUUGGAGUGCUAGGUCAAGUAUGGUGGCAGCCGGAAAGUGACCCACACCCCAUGGCGUUUGUUGACUUCAAUACGAAGCAUCGGUGCCGUGACUACGAGGGCGUAAGAAGGUGGGCUGAAGCGCACCAGAUGCCGCCUGAAAAAGAUGUGGACAUGAGUCGCUUCUAUGAGCAACCGAAGCCUGAAGCAGUCUAUCCUGCUAUACCUUGAGGAGGCUCAGAACAAGACGUGAAAGCUGGAUGGUGUUAGCUCGAAGCGUGGUAUGAUAGCAAUGCAUUGUUGCCCAUUACCAGCUUCCAUCUUGUUGACGCAUGACGAAGCAACUGUCUGAGAGCCGUCCGGCAUUGGCUGCGCGGAUGGCUACGUGUUCCCCAGUGUCGAGUUUGUAAGGUGAGUCACGCU
Molecule: messenger RNA, 1095 nt
Organism: Macroventuria anomochaeta
Lineage: Eukaryota; Fungi; Ascomycota; Dothideomycetes; Pleosporales; Didymellaceae
Exons: 4
Coding region: 1-903 (300 amino acids)
Biological process (GO): mycotoxin biosynthetic process
Source: RefSeq, a predicted model, not a curated record